AGCACAGCGAAUCCGGAUGCGAAGCGACUCUACGACGAUCUGCUAAGCAACUACAACAAAUUGGUGCGUCCGGUGGUGAAUGUCACGGAUGCAUUGACGGUCCGCAUCAAGCUGAAGCUAUCGCAAUUGAUUGAUGUCAAUCUAAAGAAUCAAAUAAUGACCACAAACCUGUGGGUGGAGCAGUCCUGGUACGACUACAAACUCAAGUGGGAGCCCAAAGAAUAUGGCGGCGUCGAGAUGCUUCACGUACCCUCCGAUCACAUCUGGCGACCAGACAUUGUGCUCUACAACAACGCCGAUGGCAACUUUGAGGUGACACUUGCCACAAAAGCUACACUCAACUACACAGGACGCGUCGAGUGGCGACCUCCGGCAAUCUACAAGAGCUCCUGUGAGAUUGAUGUCGAAUAUUUUCCGUUUGACGAGCAAACAUGCGUCAUGAAGUUCGGCAGCUGGACUUACGAUGGAUUCCAGGUGGAUCUGCGGCACAUCGAUGAACUGAACGGCACCAAUGUGGUCGAAGUGGGCGUGGAUCUGUCCGAGUUCUACACGUCCGUUGAAUGGGAUAUACUUGAAGUUCCUGCAGUGCGCAAUGAAAAAUUCUAUACGUGCUGCGAUGAGCCUUAUCUGGACAUAACAUUCAACAUCACAAUGAGAAGAAAGACGCUCUUCUACACGGUCAACCUAAUCAUACCCUGUAUGGGCAUCAGUUUUCUAACCAUUUUGGUUUUCUACCUGCCAUCGGACAGUGGCGAAAAAGUCUCAUUAAGCAUAUCCAUUCUGCUGUCGCUCACUGUGUUCUUCCUGCUGUUGGCGGAAAUCAUUCCGCCCACGUCGCUGGUGGUGCCGCUGCUCGGCAAAUUUGUACUCUUCACAAUGAUACUGGAUACGUUCAGCAUCUGUGUGACUGUUCUGGUGCUGAACAUCCAUUUCCGGUCACCGCAGACGCACACGAUGGCGCCUUGGGUACGCACGGUGUUCAUCAAUCAGCUGCCACGUUUUCUGGUGAUGCGUCGACCGCUUUAUCCGAUCAGCGAGAUGAUCAAAUCCUCGCGCCGUCUCAUGGUGCGCACCUGCAAUGGACUCGAGCUGAGGGAUCAGAUACCACCGUUGCCCCCACCCGUGGCUCUAUCGCGCAUGCAUCAUAGCCCCAAGACCACAUCACGUAGCACUUCGCCACAUCUGCAGCACAGAGUGCAAACCCUAAGCUUGAUGGAUGAACUGGGCGUUGUGGGAGGAGUUGGAAUAGGUGUAGGAGUAGGUGGUGGAGGUGGAGGAGGAGGAGCAUCAACGAUCACUGGGCAUUUGAGCUCAUUGUAUCCGCCGACCAUUUCGACGGUUAAUCAGCAGACCUCGACAACAUCUUCGCUAAUUGAUGCACAGUAUCAUAAUCAGUAUCAGCAGACGGGAGGCUCCUUGCUGGAUCAUCCGCUGACGCCGACCAAGUUCCGCCAGAUGACAUCCACCUCGAGUCAGACGGGUCAAAAUGGGUCAUCGGCAGGCGGAGGUGGAGGUGGCACUGUGGGAGGCAGUCAGGCCGGAAGCUAUCAUCUGUAUCGACAGCAGUCGAGCUGCUCGGCAAAUUUCUCGCCAUUGCCGUUGCAUGCGCAUCAGGCGCACGCCUCGACGACCACCUGCGAUUUGGGAUUGGGCGGCAACCACAAUCCCAAUGUGAUAAAGUCCACAACGACGGUGAACUCGGUGGCCACCGCAUCGACGCUGGCCGAUUCCUGCUGCAGCGGCACCAUCCAGAUACACCAGGGCAUGGGCGCUGGCGCCGCCUGUCAAUCCUCGGAGCUGUUGCAUCAGCAUCGACCCACCACAUCCGCCGCAGCGGCAGCGGCAGCAGCAGCAGCAGCGGCGUCGGCAGCGGCGUCGGCAGCUGGCGCUAGCACCUCAGCAGCGGCUGCAGCGGCGGCGGCUGCUGCUGCGGCAGCGGCAGCGGGUGGUGCAACGCCACCGCCACCACCACCGCCGGCCUGUGAUAUACUGCCUGCCUGCCAGCGCGAGGGCGGACCACACUGCUGUACGGGGCGUGGCAAUGUCCGACAACGCUGGCACACCUGCCCAGAGCUCCACAAGGCCAUGGAUGGCGUCAACUAUAUUGCGGAUCAGACGCGCAAAGAGGAAGAAAGCACACGGGUCAAAGAGGAUUGGAAAUACGUUGCCAUGGUGCUGGACCGACUCUUCCUCUGGAUAUUCACAAUAGCUGUGGUGGUAGGCACGGCCGGGAUUAUCCUGCAGGCGCCCACGCUCUACGAUACUCGCGUACCCAUUGACAUCAAGCUGUCGGAGAUUGCCUCCACGACGGCCAAGCCGAAUGUAGCGAGGCCCGUGUUGUAAGUCCCAUAAGGACAAAAUCAGCACACACUCACAUACAUACACAGACAGACACACUCACACACUAACACACACACAAUUUCCUACUCGCAGACAGGCAGUCUGAGGAAGCAGCAUGAGAAAUUCGCAUUUGUUUUCCACUCGAUUUCUUUUUUCUUUUUUUUUUUUUUUGUGACAACGCGACUGCA
Molecule: messenger RNA, 2528 nt
Organism: Drosophila innubila
Lineage: Eukaryota; Metazoa; Arthropoda; Insecta; Diptera; Drosophilidae
Gene: nAChRalpha3
Product: acetylcholine receptor subunit alpha-like
Exons: 11
Coding region: 157-2343 (728 amino acids)
Biological process (GO): regulation of membrane potential; nervous system process; chemical synaptic transmission
Cellular component (GO): postsynaptic membrane; synapse; neuron projection
Molecular function (GO): acetylcholine-gated monoatomic cation-selective channel activity; transmembrane signaling receptor activity
Source: RefSeq, a predicted model, not a curated record